CUACCGUGGCAGAGUGUAUUUGACUACAGUAGUAGAAGUGUCAGAGAUCGUAUUACGGCGAUUUGUUUGUUUUGAUCGUUUAGGUGCACAUGAAAGGAAGAAUGAUGGAGAAAAUACAAGAGGAAAUACAAAGGAAGUUGGAUGAAUACAAAACUGUCCAGAAAGAUUUUCAUAAAGCAGUUAGUCAGCGGAGUCAGCUAGAGGGCCAGUUGAAUGAAAAUACAGCUGUGAAAACAGAACUUGAUCUGCUGAAAAAGGAUGCCGAAGUGUAUAAAAUGAUUGGUCCAGUGUUAGUGAAGCAAGAUCUUGAAGAAGCUAAGCAAAAUGUAGCAAAGCGAAUGGACUACAUUCGUGGUGAGCUAAAACGGGCUGAUGACACUCUAGCUUCACUAGAAAAACAACAAGAAAGUCAUCGAGCAGCCUUAACAAAGUUGCAGCAGCAGUUUCAGCAAGCACAGAUGAAGAUGGCCAAAAAACCAUGAACGUGAAUCAGUUGUGUGCUGCUGUACACAUUUGUUUCCUGUUUGGAAACUGAGAAAAGUAAAUUAAAACCAAUGUGAAUUUUGUGUGGCUGAAAUCUCAUCCUUCGUGCUUUUGUAGAGGAAGUGAAUGUAUAUAUAUGAAAACAACAUGUAACCAUAUAAUAUCUUUAUUGCAUACAAAAUAAAGGCACUUUAUUAUU
Messenger RNA from Schistocerca cancellata (South American locust), 682 nucleotides. RefSeq names its product prefoldin subunit 6 (gene Pfdn6). Gene Ontology annotation, cellular component: prefoldin complex; cytoplasm. Gene Ontology annotation, molecular function: protein-folding chaperone binding. Lineage: Eukaryota; Metazoa; Arthropoda; Insecta; Orthoptera; Acrididae. Gene Ontology annotation, biological process: chaperone-mediated protein complex assembly; protein folding. Bases 90 to 482 code for a protein of 130 amino acids. The record is from RefSeq and is a predicted model, not a curated record. The transcript is spliced from 4 exons.